Messenger RNA from Diachasma alloeum, 1328 nucleotides. RefSeq lists its product as uncharacterized. Gene Ontology annotation, molecular function: nucleic acid binding; protein binding. The transcript is spliced from 2 exons. Bases 214 to 1260 code for a protein of 348 amino acids. The record is from RefSeq and is a predicted model, not a curated record. Lineage: Eukaryota; Metazoa; Arthropoda; Insecta; Hymenoptera; Braconidae.
AUUUCAAUCACGUGCUAAAGAAUCUUCUUAAAGUGGCUCGAAAGCUAAGGCACCCAUAGAUUUCGAGUAUAAACAAAGAGCGGUUAAAUACUGGAGAAGUUAAAAAAAGAAGAAAAUCUCUCUGUAAAAAAUGUAGCACAUCGAUUUAAAAAGGUGAAAUCGAGUCGACAAUUACGACGCUGGGCACACCAAAUAAAUAAAGGAGGAACAUAUAUGGAGAAAUUGAAACGUAUUUCGGAAUACACAUUGAAAAAUAUGAGAAAUGGUCUUGAUGCGGGAUUGAUCGUUCACGAUAUUGACUUACGGAUGUGGGCUGUGCAAGCACAGAAAGAAAUAGAAUUCGGAGACGUUCGGUUUACGGCUUUACCAUGGUGGCUACAUCAUUUUAAAAAGGCACACCGUAUUACAUCCCGGAAGAUUAAUAAAUUCAUUACGCGGAAAACAUUAGAGAAUCGAGAAGCUUCACAAAAACAAUCAGAAGAAUUCCUUCAGAAAGUUCAGUCUUAUUUCCCUACUUAUGGCCCAGAAAACAUCUAUAACUCUGAUCAGAGUUGUUUCCAAUUGGAGAUUCAUUCAGGGCGAACAUUAACUGAAGAAGAUAAUAAACAAGUCGCGCGUACAAUACAAUCGAUACCUUCAACAACACAUAGUUAUACGAUACAACCCACAAUUUCUCUCUUCCUGGUUUUGAAAGAACCUUCUGGAACUUUCGGCCCAAUAGUAGAACAGAAUGUUUUUAGACCAUCCAAUGUUUUCGUCACGGCUUCGAAAUCGGAGAGACUUACUUCAGAGUAUUUCAACACCUCGUUGAAGGAAGUAUUUUUCCCGAACGUAGAAUCUAAAAGUCUACUGUUGAUCGAUUCGUGGAGUGGGCACUGUCCUGAAACAGUUCAACAAGCAACUCGUCGAAAUGAAGAAUUAUUGGCUAUGUUGAUACCGAAGGGUACCACUGGCAAGGUUCAACCUCUCGAUCUGUAUGGUUUUAGAAUAUGGAAAAAUUAUGUCCGUCAUUUUUCAGAUAGGGUUACUCUUCUUGACUAUGACAUUAAUUUACAUUCAAGGAAUAAUAUAAUAAAGUUACAAUCUUUAGUUCGUAAUCAGUUAUCUUCACCAAGAUAUCGAAAUUUAUUUCGUUAUGCUCGGUUCCAGAGUGGUCAUAUUGUUAAGAAACCGGAUGAAUUUGAAAAUUCUGUUGAUUUGCAUUUUGGCAAUCCUCUCAUCCGCACUGUGACAUUGAAGGCUGUUCCAAUGGUGCAGUAGGGAGAUGCUCAUGGUGUAAAAAAUCACUUUGUUUACAUCAUUUUCUUAUGAAUACCAUUUUUGUAUGA